Messenger RNA from Portunus trituberculatus (swimming crab), 7422 nucleotides. RefSeq names its product brefeldin A-inhibited guanine nucleotide-exchange protein 3-like. Lineage: Eukaryota; Metazoa; Arthropoda; Malacostraca; Decapoda; Portunidae. The record is from RefSeq and is a predicted model, not a curated record. Gene Ontology annotation, biological process: regulation of ARF protein signal transduction. Gene Ontology annotation, molecular function: guanyl-nucleotide exchange factor activity.
AUCCCCGCCCCCACCACCUUCCGGCCCCUCCCACACCAGGAUAAGGGGUGCACCAUUAACUGAACACCUGGGGCACCAUUAUUCACCAUACACGGGACCUGGAAAUAGUGAAAUAAGAGGUGGUGGUGGUGGUGGUGGUGUUUACAUAUGGUGACAGUGGAUGGAGUGGAGCAGGAGAGAGACACAGUAGCAGUAGUAGUAGCAGUAGCAGUAGUAGUGGUGGUGGUGGUGGUAGCGGUGGUGGUGGUGCGUGAUGGAGGAGGUACUGGAGGCGCUGUACAGGGAAGCCUCACCCUCUAAACACUCUCAGCUGCGGUUUGCUUGUACGCAGGCUAAAGAUGUGUUGGAGUCACAGGCGGGGUUGGUGCGGUCACCCCCCCACCAGCUGCGCUCCCUCUGCCUGGCCGCACUGCAGGGGGCGCUGGAAAGUAGGCAAUCCAAGCUGGUGACCCUGGCAAUCUCUGGAUAUUACAAGCUGCUGCGAGACACACAGUUCCACAGCGGGUAUGAGGAGGAUGACGAGAGCACCUGGCUGGCAUCUCAGGUCCUCUCCACACUCCACUCCCUCCACCUGCAGACUGAAGACACACAGGUGGAGCUCCUCAAGGUGGUGCUAAACAUGAGUUGUGUGGCGGGGGUGACAACCUCCGGCCAGCUGGUGACACAGGUGGUGGGGGUGUGUGGCCUGGCCUAUGGCAGGGGGGGGGCCGCCCUACGCACCGCCGCCCAGUCUGCUGCGUCACAAGCCAUCGCACACCUUGUUAGACAGCUGAAGGAGGAGAGUGAGGAACAGGAGAAACAUUACCCAACCAGUGCACAGAGGAGGAAGAAGAAGGAAGAGGAGAAGGAAGAUGAGGAGGAGGAGGAAGAGGAGGAGGAGGAGGAGGAGGAGGAGGACUUCAUUGCCCCAGCCUUUGACGAAUGUGUUCCUGUUAUUAACUUCAUCGUUGACAAGUUAAUGGAGGCCAAGAGACACGAGGAGGACAAGAGGGUCCCUGAAAUCCCAGCGCUGUAUCUCCUGGAAUGCAUCAAGACCCUUUUAACGUGUCUGUCCCAACCCGAGACUCUGGUACACCUGCAUAAACCAUCCGAAGGCAGCUCCACCUACUGCUCCACCCUGCUGACUGGAGCGCUCUGGCAGAGGCUGUGUCCGUCCCUGGUGGCCCUGCUAGGUACCCCUGUCUCCCAGCGCCUUGCCAGGGUCUCAGGCAGGGCAGAGGGACAGAUGGGCAGAGGGUCUGGUUGCAUGGCUCAUCCAGGACCUCUCUUCAAUAAUAAGCAGGCUAGGGCAAUUUAUGGGGUGGUGUGUGGGCUGGUGGUGACGAUGGGUGGUGUUGGUGAGCUGAGGCCGGUGUUGGAGAGCCUGCUACACCGGAUGCUGCUGUACCCUCCCCCACAGUGCCGCCAGGAUGCUCUCAGGGCCAUCAUUGAGCUCCUGGGAAACCCUUUGAAGUUAAUACAGUUAGCAGGGCCCAUUCUGUAUCCUGAUCCGAGGAACCCACACCAAAAUGACAUGGCUGUUUUUCAACUAGUGAUGGACAGCCUGGGUGAGUGUGCCAACUGUACUGAGCCAGGAGUGCUGAAGAUGCUGGUGGAGGCAGUGCUCUCCUUGCUGGGGUCACUGGAGAAGCUGACGCAGGGCUCCUCUCUGUCCAAGCACCAAGUGGGCCUCACCAACGCUAUGUAUCCCCACCUGAAGGAUUGUGACUACUCUGGUCCUCUUACAUAUGAGAACAAGACUAAACUGCCCAAAUAUGAGAUUCAGGAGGGGGGGAGAGGGACUGGCGACCCCUCCUCCUCCUCUGACACUCACUCACAGAAGACCGACGACUUGGAGGAAGAGGAAGAGGAGGAAGAAGAGGAUAGUGUGAAAGCUCACCAAGAAGAAGAAGAAGAAGAAAGCAUGGAAGAGGAAAAGAAGACCAAACGAAAGAGGAGAAGGAGGAGGAGGAGGAAGAAGAAGAAGGAAGAGGAGGAGGAAGAGGAGGAGGAGGAGGAGGGAGGAAUAUCAGAGGCAUCAGGAGACACAGAGGGACCUGAAAAUGUGGAGUUGGAGGAGGAGGAGGAGGCGGAACAACAAAGGGAGGAAGAAGCCCAGAGACUCCACCAGCUUAAUGAAACACUGCAGUCCACCACUAACCUCCGCCUGAUAGUGGACGAGGAGGCAGCGAGGGAGUGUGAGAAUGCACGUCACUUCUGCUGUACCUUGUGUGCCCUCCUGCCCUCAUUGCUCGCCAUCAGAAGCACUGUGGAGGUGGACCAGGCCAUCCUCGAGUUCUCCUCUAAGUAUUGUGAAGGAGUGUUCACGGCCACAUCGCAGGAGGGCGUCCCAGGACAAGUGAUCCUCAACGCUGACGGCAUCUACCUCACCACCUACUCCGCCCUCUCUCUCAACCUCCAGCUCAUCCGCGGCGGCCACUACUGCGACCCCUCCCUCCCCCUCCCCCUCACUCAGGAUCAGUUUGUGGAGUUGGUACAUGGCAGCGGAGUGUUGGUGUACCUCUCUGCGGCGUGGCUGGGUGAGGUACACAGGCAGGUAGUGCGUGACAGCUUCCUCCAACGUGCUGGCUACUCCCCUCACUCACCUCACAACUGUGCCCUCAUCAACCUACUCACAGAUCUGGAGUAUGGAAGAAGAUGUGCUAUUGACAAUGAUCUGGACGGCCUGGGGAGCACAGAGCAGCGAAGCCAGAUGUUAUCAGACCACAGACGGCUUGAGAGGGCGGCCAGCAGCGUUACACAGACCCCAGAAGUGAUGGCUGGACUGAAGCUGUGUCGUCGCGUGGUCACCUGCUGCUGGGAGACGGUGAUAGGGGUUCUGGGAGCGGUGCUGGGUGGGGCAGGAGGCGGGGCAGCACUGCGGGGCCCUGUGCGGCUGCUGCUGGGGGCGGAAAGUGCCAGAGAAGAAGCGAGGCGAUCUCAAGAGUUGCUGGCACAGUGCUUGAAUGCCCUGCAGAGUGCCGCUAGACUGGCUAAUGUACUGGGACUACAAAAUCGGUGUGGAGUUGUGUUUUCCCUCCUCUCUUCCGCUUGCCUUCCUGAUGAUGACAAAAAACCCUCUACUCCACGUCACUCCACCCCCCGCCACCGUCUCCGCUCCCCCUCCUCAUCUUCCUCCACCUCCUCCACCUCCAAGAAGCCCCAGCGCCUCCACACAGCCCACCUCCUGUCUCUCCACGUUAUGCUCUCCGCUGGACUCGAAUUGGGAUCACACGCCCCAGACUGUUGGACUUAUAUAUUUAGGUGCUGUGUUUACCUGGCGGAGUUGGAACACACAUUCUUCAGCCACCACAGCGGUUACCAGUCCUUUCCAACCCGCCUCACUCCACCGCACUCCACCUCCUCCACCUCCUCCUCCUCCACAUCAGACAGGGCCAAGGUGGAGUGCGAGGAUGUCUUCAGUGAGGAGGUGAGCCGGUACCUGGUGAGUCCUGUAGCCCCCAGCACCAGCAUGGAGGAACUCAUUAAGGAGAGCCAGAAGGAUACCAAUGCCAGUGGGUUCCUCUCCAUUCAGGACACUGGCAAGGCGAUCUGUGCCCUCACUCAGCUGGUGGACAGGUUGUUUGACGACGCCUCCACCAAGCUGAACAUGUCGUCGCUGGUGAGCUUCCUGGCAGAGCUGUGUGCUGCGUCCCAGGCUCAGCUCUUCCUGCGCAUGACUCCACAGACCCCACAGCGCCCUCUGCUGCGCUGGCCCAAGAAGGUGUGUGUGGGUGGUGGGAGGGAGGGUGUGGGGUCAGGUCGUGGGGGGUGGGACGUGCUGCUGCUGCACCGCCUGGCUGAGGUCAUGCUGAGGUCAGUGGGCUCCGGUCGGCCGCUCCUGCAUGUCAUGAGGGCCUGGGCUGUCGCUGGCCCUCACUUCAUGGAGGCGGCAUGUCACAAGGACGCAUCAGUGAGCAAGAAAUCAGUUAGUUCCAUCCACGAUAUAGUGAACGCACUCCUCAACACACACUCGGAGCUGCCUCACUACCACUUCAACGAGGCGCUUUUCAAACCCUUCGAGAACCUGCUGUGUCUCGAACUGUGUGACUCUGAUGUCCAGGAGCAGAUCAUCAGCAGUAUCUGUGAGUUUGUGGAGAGCUGUACGCCGGAGAUAAGGUCAGGCUGGCGACCUCUCUUUGGGGCCCUGCGCUGUGUGCGGGGCCCCUCCCACCUCAAGCUCACCUCACCUCCCCAUACAGGGUCAACAGGCGGCCGGGAGGGUCUGGGUCACCUGCAUGUAGUAAGGGACGUCUUUGAAGCGUUCCUCACCACUGACAACGUGCUGGUGUUUGCCAAUGCUGCCCUCGACUGCAUACUGUGUCUCCUGAAGCACCUCAGAGGCCCUGGUAUCGAUGACGUGGAUGGGGGUGGAGGAGAGAAGGUGGUGGAGUGGGAGGAGCUGGUGGGUGGAGGGGACCUGUGUCUGGAUGCCCUGCGUUACCUCCACCGGUGCGCUGCUAUCCUGGCCUCCAUGUACCAGAUGCCCGCCUGCCCUGUCUUCCACGCCGCUCACAGGAUCACAGUGAACACUCCACCCCAGCUGGUUGACCCACACCUGCCCAGCGUGGAUGAGAACCACCUGUGGACUCUUAUGGACGACAUCACCGACACACACUCAGAGAAGAUAUCCUACCAAUCGCUGUGGCCGUCGCUGGAGUCAGUGAGCAGGACGUCAGAGUCAGCCUUGGAGCACAGUAGCGGCAUUCUGCAGGUGUGGUAUUUGCUGCUGGAGGGGCUGGCGGGGGCUACCAUGACCUGCCCCCAGCGGUACCAGCCCCAGGCACUCGACACUCUCUUCUCCCUCUUCCGCAGCCUGCCUGACUGUCCGGGUCCCACGUAUGGCAUGUACUGCGUCAACCACCUGCUGCUGCCACUCAUGCAGACGUGGCUCAGACGCUCCACCUCCACCCACCCCUCCACCACACCCCCAUGGGACUUCACCGCCUCCUUCAAGCAGUACACCGGCCUCACCUCCGAUCUUGUGGUGGAAUACGUGACAAGACUAGCGGAGAAGGGUGCGCUCGGGGACAAGGACAGUGACGCAGCCCUCUUGAUGUUCCAGCAGUGUCUCUUGGUGUUGGUGGAGUGUGUGGCGCACCCCAACGAGGCCACUUCCAGGCUGGGGUGUGCGUGUCUGCGUCAUGUUGUCACUAGUUGUGGGGAAUGCCUGCCGCCGCGGUUUUGGGAUGUGGUGGUGUGUGCCCUGCAUCGCGCCUCCCAGGUGGCGCUGUACCCUCUGUACCAGCUCAUGACACUCUUCCAGCCAGACUCCCCUAACUUUUAUGGCGACAUAGGCCAGGUGAAGGUGGCAGCGAGGCGAGACUGCACCGGGAAGGACAGUGACAGAUUACGCCAACUUUCCCACCAAGUCUUCCUCUUAGACACACAGCGAGGGAAUGUGACCGCUGCCGACACGAACCCUGAUGCCGAAGACCGCUCCUUUAUAUUCCUGCUGUACCCUGAGGACCGCCAGUACCAGCAGAGGGCCAUGGCAGGGGUGGAGGGAGGGGCAGCAGGGGAGGGGGAGCCGCUAAGAGUACCGUUCAGAACGCUGGUGGUGGGUCUUCUCUCUCAUCAGAUCUUGUUGCAGACGCUUGGCACUUUGCUGGUCAGGGGAUCGCCGCAUAUCAUCCCCAGCUUAGCCAAUGUUCUCCUACAAGGCGGGGAAUUCUCAAGGCGCAGCAGCACCACGGAGGGCCGAGUGGCAGAGAGUGAGGGGCGGGUACCAGGAAUGCUGAGCCACAUGCAUCCACACCACAUCCACACACUCCUAGCUGCCCUCCACCUCUCCUACACAGCUGCUGUUGAGUUCGACCGCAGACCGGGGUUAAAAUUUUUGAUCCAGAAGGUGGCACAGGCGGAAAGAGCUGCUAAUCUGUACCGGCAGGCUGGGGCAAGCUGGACCCUUCGUAUGGUGACCCUGUUUGACCUGACCCUAUCGCAGGUGAAGCAUGGAUUAGGGUUAGCGGAGGUGAAGGAGGUGCUGGAGAGGGACAUGAAGGCUCGGAACACAGUGACGGACAACACAGAGAGAGACAGAGAGAAAAGUGAUGGUGUUGAGAGAAAGAGCAACGAUGAAUCUGACACUAAAGGCUUGGUUGAGGGUAAUGCAGAGAAACAAGAGAUGCUGGAAGGUAAAGAUAACACCAAUAGCACCACCAGCACCAGUGAAACCAGCACCAGUCGCCCUGCACGCCCCACAUCGCUGCUACCUGGGGAAACAUCAGCGUACAUACAAAUGCUGCGUUCCUCCUUCACCCAGCUGUGCGACAUCUAUCUGGACUUGGUGAUAGACAGAGACGGACACUACUCGGCUGUGGACCGCAUGGAUGACCAGCCAAUAUUCUUCCUCACAGUACAACCCGAUGACUUCCCAACUGCACACCGCCACUCCCUAGACCAGUGGACCAAAACCCUUCAGGAAUCGACAAAUGAGUUAGCUCUGGGACGCAAAACUAAGGAUAAACAGGACCAGGAAGGAAGGCAAGGGUUACAGGGUUCAGAGGAUGCCCUGCAGGAUACCCCAAGUGAGAGAAGUGGAGGAGAGGAGGAAGAGGAGGAGGAAGUGGAGAAAGUUAAACCAUUCUCCUUCUCUGAUUUAGCGAGAGAGUACAGCUCAGAUUCGGAGGAUUCAGAAGUGCCCGAGUUUGCUGAAGGAGCUGAUUCUGGUGUGGCGAGUUUGACAGGAACCCAGCAGAGUGUGUACAAGGUUGCCACAGAGAAGGACAUAGCACACUUGAUGACAGACUACAGGCGCCGCAAGAACCAACACUCCCUCCCAUCGCUGUACAGGGAGCGCCGAGCUAACCCCUUCCUAGAGCGCCGCCCACCCCGCCCCGCCGACCCUGUCCCGCCCGAGAUAGAGGAACAGCGCUCUACUAGUCUCAUGAAGGACAGCGAGGCCCAUCUCAAAGUGUGGACAGAGAUGGUGGUGACAGUGUUUGACCUGAUAAGCCAACUGAGUGAUGGUGAACUAAGGCCCCUGCUGCCCCUCCUCUUCCCCACCAUGCGCUCCCUCACCGCCCACGCCCACGACCCGCACCUCAGGCAGGUUGUGGCCGAGCUCCUCACUAGGGUGGCUGCACUUUAUGGCUUUAGUCCUGCCGAGUGAAGGAAGGAUGGUAGGAUGUGUGUAUGUGUGUAUGUGUGUGUGUGUGUGUGUGUGUGUGUGUGUGUGUGUGUGUGUGUGUGUGUGUGUUUAUGGGAUAUGGGACGCCAGCCAAGGGCAACAAAAAUUAAAAAAGAAAAAGGACCCACUUGAUUGCCAGUUCCCUUAAAGAUAAAGAGAGUUAGCCAAAAGUCUGGGCCAUUGGGAUAUGGUGAAGGAUGUUUGAAGGACAUGGUGAAGGAUAUGGUAAAGGGUGGGUUCUGAAAUAUGACCAUGCAAUCUCAGUGGAUCUUGAUUUGACUAGUGUUUAAUUAAAGAGGUUAAUUUAAGCA